AGAGCAAGUUCCAGGACAGCCAGGGCCACACUGAGAAACCCUGUCUUGAAAAACAACAACAAAAGAAUAUCUUUACCUUAUCUAAGCUAAGUCCUGCCUGCAAGGAACUGGCCUCAUUGGUAGAGGUUCCAUGUUCCCCAAGCCUAGCUGAUUUUCAGGCCUGUCUGUGUUUGGUACAGAAAAGGGUCUUGUAUCAGGGGAGCCCUCGACUCCCUUGAUACAAACGUACAUCCUGUACAUUGUGGUUCAUCCUGGGAGCAGCUAGGUCCUGUCAGCGCUCAGUGGAGCUUGGGGUUGGGGACCAAGGAGGUGGAGACUUUAGACAGCAAAGCCAAAACAUUGGCAACUAGUGGCUUGUGUGAGUGCUGGGUUCUGGAGAGGUGAUGUAGAGGAAGAAGCGGCUUUGGACCCUCAAUUCUAGAAGCCGCUCCAAGGGUUGCCCUGGCCAAGCUGUGGCAGCUGAGCAGCUGUGUCUGCUUACACUGUCUAGCCAAGACUAUGGUUGUUGAGGACCAUCCUUGCUUGACAUCCCCCAACCCUGCUUGCUACCUGUUGCUGAACUAACCAGAAGGCAUUGUUGGCCUUCAUGAGAUCACAGAGGCCAGUGAGCAGGCCCCGCCCACUUCCUAUACCCUGGUCUCAGCCUCCCUGCCAAGUCCUAAGUAUCCUGGGCCAGGGAGCUGUGGGAGCUCGGGGCUAGCACCUCCCAUGCCCCUGCAGGAGCCAGCAGGACAUGAAGAUCAUAGGCCUCCCCUUUUCUCCUCUUCCUGGUUGCCCUGAAUGCCCCCACUACAGCUGGGGUGACUCUCAGACUCUGACCACCUCAAGAAUCCAAUCUGGAAAGAUGCGGGCUGGUGGUACCUGCUACCCAAGUUGGAGGCUGGGGGUGUGGGGCCUCUACCAGUCCAGAAGCUUCCAGAAGCCUCAGCACCUGUGAGUCCAUUGGGAAGCCCUGGCCAGUCUGAAAGCCAGGCCCAGGAAGAGCAUUCAGCAGUGAGGACUACCAAAAUCCCUCCUCAGGAAGACCGCCAUCACCCUCAGGAGGAGGUCAGCACAGACAGAUGUGGGAGCCCCCUGUGGAGUCGCAGGGCCAGCAGCUCCUGCCAGAGCUGCCUCUAAAAGAGUCCUCACCCAAGGACUCUGGCCUCAAGGCGGUUCCCAGCACACGUACUCUGUAUGUGGGCCACCUGAACCCCCAGUUCUCUGUGCCCGUGCUUGCCUGCCUGCUACGAGACACCCUAGAGCGGCUGGAGCUGCCCGUGGCCCGCGAGAACAUUGAGGUGGUGAGGCGGCCACGAAACACUUACGCACGGGUACAGGUGGCUGCCCCCAAGGCUGCCCUGGCCUCCCUCCCCUGGCGCCUGCAGAUGGCCUUAGAGGAGCAGCUAAUCCUCAAAGAGCUCACAGCCCGUGGCAAGGAGCUGGUGCUGGGCGAGGGACUGGAGUCCCUAAACCGCAGGGAGCAGGAGGACAGCGGCUCGAGCCCCAGCCCUAGCCCUGGCCCCAGCCCAGGCUUCAGGCGCCCACAGCUGCGCCAACUGCCAGACCCUUCCCCUAACUGGUGCUGGGCUGGGCGACGGCAGAUCCCUCAGAACCGACCCAGUGGUGUGCGCUCUGACAGUGCCAUUGUGGACCAGGAGAUCUUGGGCCAGGAGCAGCUAUUCCAGGGUGCCUUCCUUGGCAGUGAGACACGGAAUGUGGAGUUUAAGCGAGGCAGCGGUGAGUACCUGAGCCUGGCUUUCAAGCACCACGUACGGCGCUACGUGUGUGCCUUUCUCAACAGUGAGGGUGGCAGCCUGCUGGUAGGUGUGGAGGACAGUGGCCUGGUACAGGGCAUCCACUGCAGCCACCGUGAUGAGGACCGUACACGCCAGCUGGUAGACUCCAUCCUGCAGGGCUUCAAACCCCAGGUCUUCCCUGAUGCCUACUCCCUCACCUUCAUCCCCGUCAUAAGCACUUCCACGGCCAACACGCCUCUCAAGGUGCUCCGUCUGACCGUGCACACCCCCAAGACCCAGGGUGAGCCACAGCUGUAUGAGACAGACCAGGGGGAGGUAUUUCUACGGCGUGAUGGAAGCAUCCAGGGCCCACUGUCUGUUGGCGCCAUCCAGGACUGGUGCAGGCAGAAGUGGACGAUGGAGCUGGGCAAGCUGGAGGAGAAGGUGAAGACCCUGACGAUGGAAAAGGAGCAGCUGAGGCAGCAGCUGAGGCAGCGCCGGUCCCUGUCCUGCAGCUGCUGUGUCCUGUGAGGAUGAGGAAGAUGUGAGCUAAGACCUGGAAUAAAACACACAUGAGCUGCCGCCUCUCUCCCUCAGCGCUGCAUGCAGGAGCCAUGUGGCUUCACCUCAGAGCAGGCUGACAGUCAGCUCUUGGCACACCCCGAAGCAAUCCUGCUUUCAGAAAACUUGGCUAGUCACUCCAGAACUCAGCUCUCAGAGACUGUAACUCUAAUCCCAACUAAAUGCACCUUUUGCCUAAGCCAA
Peromyscus leucopus (white-footed mouse) is the source of this 2483-nucleotide messenger RNA. It is a transcript of the gene Slfnl1, whose product is annotated as schlafen like 1. The record is from RefSeq and is a predicted model, not a curated record. Bases 1062 to 2249 code for a protein of 395 amino acids. The transcript has 5 exons. NCBI's taxonomy places the organism in Eukaryota, Metazoa, Chordata, Mammalia, Rodentia, Cricetidae.